AUGACAUCACAACAAGCUUCAUCAACAGAAUCGAUUACGGACAAGAAUUCAGCAGGCAUCACUUCUUCGACGACAGAAAACAAUGAACAAUUAUCAAACAAUAUUCAUCAAUUUUUAAAUUUCUUUUCCAUGUUUUCUACCAAUAAUACUGUAGUUACUACAGCAGGCCCAGAAGACUCGGAUGAUGAAGAUGAAUUACUUAAACAAUAUGUAGUCAAGAAACAAAAGGAAAAGUUUGAAAAAUCUAAAAUGUCUAAGAAAGCACAAAAGAGAUACAACAAAAAAUUGGGAAUUGAAGGAUCCGAUGAUGAAGAUGAUGAACCUAUUUUCGAAGAUGAAGAAAUGGACGGAAAGAAGAGAAAACGAAAAGAAACUGAUACAUCCUCUAUGAAAUUCUCUAAAGUUAUCGACUCUUUGCAAGAUGAUACUGAUGUUCAUACCACAAGUGGUGAUAGUUUGAAGAGUUCAAGGAGUAUCAAAAAAGCACUCUCGGAAAAACGUAAACAUCAAACCAAGUUGAGUCAUAUGAAGCAUGGUGAUAAGAUUGCUAAGGAAGAAAAGUUACAGUCUGCCAUGACUAAAAUUGUUAAAGGAAGAGAUGACUCUGAUGUUAAAGUUUUACAAUCUAAAUUGAAGAGACAACAAGAUAUGAAGAAGAAGAAACAAAAACCAAAUUCAACAAAGAAGAGAGCAGGUUUUGAAGGAAAGAGCAGCGGAAAAAUUAAUGAUUUGCAAAAUCUUCAAAAAUUGAAACAAAAAGUACGAUAA
Molecule: messenger RNA, 768 nt
Organism: Naegleria gruberi
Lineage: Eukaryota; Heterolobosea; Eutetramitea; Acrasida; Naegleriidae
Exons: 2
Coding region: 1-768 (255 amino acids)
Source: RefSeq, a predicted model, not a curated record